Messenger RNA from Nilaparvata lugens (brown planthopper), 966 nucleotides. RefSeq lists its product as uncharacterized. The coding region runs from base 1 to 966 and encodes 321 amino acids. The record is from RefSeq and is a predicted model, not a curated record. The transcript has 7 exons. NCBI's taxonomy places the organism in Eukaryota, Metazoa, Arthropoda, Insecta, Hemiptera, Delphacidae.
AUGCAAUUGUCGACCGAGGAUAAACUUGAAUACCAAUUCAACGAGGUGUCAGGUGGAUCGCUGCACUUCAAAGUGAAAGCAGCCAACGAUGCCCACAUCGCCCUCACGACGGGACCCUCCGAAAGUGAGCCCAUCUAUGAAAUCUUCAUCGGCGGCUGGUCGAACGCAAAGUCAGCAAUCCGCAAGAACAAGGCGAAGCCAGACGCGGCGUUGGUAGAGACGCCGAACAUCCUGAAUGCGGACGAGUCGCUGGGCUUCUGGUUGCGCUGGAACGGCGGUGCGAUCGCGGUGGGUCGCCAGGGUGAGGCUGAGCCCUUCAUCAGCUGGGAGGACCCCGAACCAUUCGUUGUCACCCACUACGGUGUAUGCACCGGAUGGGGAGCCACUGGCGAAUGGGUUAUUGACGCCCCGGCAGCCCAGCCCGGCUGGAACGUGGAGACGCCGGUGGAGAGCGGAGCGCCUGCUACCUGGGUUCCAGUGGCCGGAGGAGAGCCGGUGCCACCUAAUGCUAUCCCCGCCGGACUGGACAACGGCAGCGAGCAGCUGUAUGUCGGGAGAGCCAAGCACGACAGUGGCGCACUCAUCCCCGGCAAGGUGGUGCCUUCGCAUGGCGUCUGCUAUGUGCCCUGGGGCGGCGAGGAGCAUGGCAUCGCCGAAUACGAGGUGCUGACCGGAUGCGAGGUGACGUGGAUGCCGUCUGCGAGCGGACAGGUGCCGUCUGGUGCCCUGGAGGCGGGGCAGACCGAAGACGGCGAGACGCUCUACAUUGGUCGCGCUACUCACGAGGGUGCGUCGGCUGUCGGAAAGGUGCAAGGAACCCAUGGAGUGUGCUACAUACCUUACGGCGGAGCGGAAAUCCCCUACAAUGACUAUGAAGUUUUAGUUGCGAAGUGCAAGGAACCCAUGGAGUGUGCUACAUACCUUACGGCGGAGCGGAAAUCCCCUACAAUGACUAUGAAGUUUUAG